Messenger RNA from Schistocerca americana (American grasshopper), 534 nucleotides. RefSeq lists its product as uncharacterized. The record is from RefSeq and is a predicted model, not a curated record. The transcript has a single exon. Bases 1 to 534 code for a protein of 177 amino acids. Lineage: Eukaryota; Metazoa; Arthropoda; Insecta; Orthoptera; Acrididae.
AUGAAACAAAAAGAGAAGUUUGAGAAGCUAGUGGUUAAAGUUCAGAAGGAAGACGCUACUGUGGAUCCAAAACAAGUAAUGGUGAAUCUCUCGCCAGAAGUAGCUGUUUCAGUUCUGGGCAAAGGGCUGAAUUUCACAACUACACUGAAGAGAAUACCUGUUGAAGAAAUUGUAAGUGCUGUUGAAGCACCCUUGUUUUGUCUUCCAAAGGUGCAGGCCAAAGAAGUAAGACAAGAUGUGUCAAGAGUUCUACGGAACUCGAAACCUCCGAAAAGCAACACAUUGGUGCAGGAAAGGAAAUCUCUUAUUGAACUCACAAGAAACAAAAGCAUCAUUGUAAGAAAAUUGGAUAAGGGGAAUGCUACUGUUAUUUUAGACACUGUGGAUUAUCACAGGAAGAUGGAACAACUACUAGCUGAUCCUGUGUAUCGCAAGUUAAAAUGCGAUCCAGCGAACACAAUCAUUCGGAAAGUGAAACACCUGAUAUCAGUCUCCAGAUUAGACAGCUCUAUUACAAAGAAUCUAACUCCUUGA